Messenger RNA from Suillus subaureus, 348 nucleotides. RefSeq lists its product as uncharacterized. The record is from RefSeq and is a predicted model, not a curated record. The coding region runs from base 1 to 348 and encodes 115 amino acids. The transcript is spliced from 4 exons. NCBI's taxonomy places the organism in Eukaryota, Fungi, Basidiomycota, Agaricomycetes, Boletales, Suillaceae.
AUGGUUACCCGCAGAGACUGCAGGAGAAGCGGACACGGACGCGGGCUAAAUGAUUUCGUAGAGAAUCCCAAGUUUCGCGCAACCAUGCACGAGGCAAUCCAAACCGGGUUACGAGAAAACCGCAACCUUCCAGCGCUAGGCAGAAUAGGUAACCCGGAUGAUAUCAUCGCCUCUGUAUUAGUGCGGGAUAGCAAAGUGAGCUUUGGUGACAUUCUUCCCGACACGUACCAGCCCAUGCCAUCUUAUCGCCUUUGUACUUCUGAUGGCCCGACCCUUCUUACAGAGGGCCUUGCAGUCAAGUUGAAGCUGGUGCUAGAGGGCGCCAUCGCCCGAGAAGCAGCCCAGUGA